CUUGAUAUAGCGAUUUUGUUAAAGUGAUCAGCCGGGGAGUUUGAAACCCUCCGUAAUCAGCUGACUAUGUCCGGCGACAAUAAAAACCAAAAUGAGGUAGAGGUUAUGGAGUACACAACUGUUAAGGCUAGCUAUGAGUCACUAAACAAGCGGUACAGACGCAAUCACCGAGACAUGGAGAAAGGUAUAGCUGCUUUAAAUAAGUCACUUGACGAGUUGGAAAAUGCAACAGAUAUCACAAAAGCUACAGCAGCACUUAGCAGAGUUCUAGAAACCGUUUGUGGCGUGAAGCGCAAAGCUGAAUUUGUAUGUAUUGAAGAAAGGAAGCUGUUGAAAUCAUGUAAACGCAGAAUAGGACACCUUAGUCAACUGUGUUUGCUUGAUAGUGGGAUGUUUACCCGGGCCUCAGAUGAGCUACAUUUCAACGCUAGUAGUAAUCAAAAGUCUGAAGAAUCAAUUUCUAAAGUUAAUAGUAGUGAAUCAGACACUACACUUAAACGCCGUUCUACUUAUUCUGUUGAUGAACGCGCACUUUGUCUAGCAAGAUUUCAAAGACACUUGACAGAUUAUCUUUUUACAAGUGGUCAACCUUUAUCGGCUUUGAAAUUCGCUCAGGAGAAAGCCGAACUGGGUGAUCUAUGUAUGAUGGAAGUUUUUGAUGAAGCUGUGUCUAUUGAGAAGGCACUUUUAGAAGGAGAUACAGGUCCAGCAUUCUCUUGGUUGCAAGAAGCUAACUUCAAGUUGAAGAAAAACGAUUCGUAUUAUGAAUUUGAUCUUCGUGUAUUCGAGUUCUAUCUACUUGUCAAGCAAGGAAAACGAAUUGAAGCCAUCCAGCAUGCCAGAAAAUACAUGAAUUCAGUGAAACAAGCUGAUGAUUAUCGUGCCACAAAACUUGGUCAGGCGAUGAUUUUAUUGGCAAUGCGUACACCUGAAGAACUUCAGAAUAAGGCAGAUCAGAAUAAGCUAACUGAGGAGUGGAUAGUUAAACGGACUCAUGAAGUACUUAUGGAAUUUUACGCUUACAAUAUUAACACCCCGUUUCAACUGGCUGUUAAUGCUGGAAUUACAGCAAUUAAAACUCAUUACUGUUACAACCCAAAUACUCAACAUCGAGACUGUGCUGUUUGUCAUCCAUUAAUCAACAUGUUGGCAGUGAAUUUGCCAUUUGCUCGUCAUGAUCAUUCUAUAUUAACGUGUUACAAGACUGGUCUUCCUAUGAAUGAUGAAAAUCCCCCAAUGUCAUUACCAAAUGGUUAUGUUUACAGCCAAAAGGGUAUCGCUGAGUUAACACGUCCAGAUGGAACAAUAACAUGUCCUCGUUCAGGGAAAACAUUUGAAGCCUCAGAAGUCCAGAGAGUUUACAUAGUCUGAUUGCUUGACAGUUCUUCCGAUAUGCAUCCACCAUUACAUUGUUACCUUUUUUGUUCAUUCAUAAUUUUCAUUUCUCGCCAUCAGAAUAUCCUGUGGAUGAUCUUAUCUUUCAUCUUUUCGGUUGGUAAUUGUACAAAGUUCUUCCAUUUACAUCGUCAAUAUUUACGACCGACAAAUUGAUUACUAUGAGUUGUAUACAUUAUAUUAACCUCAUUGAUACGUAUUGUAAUUGCAUACAACUUCAUACCAAAAAAUUUAAAUAAAGACUGUCACUUCCUGAUUUUCGAACAAAACUUAACAGUAAACAGUCUACUGGGAAAUUACGUCGAACAAGAUAAGGUAUCACAGUAACUAAUCACAACUACGUUUUUAAAACUAAA
This is a messenger RNA of Schistosoma bovis, 1751 nucleotides long. Lineage: Eukaryota; Metazoa; Platyhelminthes; Trematoda; Strigeidida; Schistosomatidae. The record is from the annotation of a GenBank genome assembly.